Messenger RNA from Prunus armeniaca (apricot), 1707 nucleotides. Lineage: Eukaryota; Viridiplantae; Streptophyta; Magnoliopsida; Rosales; Rosaceae. The record is from the annotation of a GenBank genome assembly.
AUGGUGGGGAAGAACCUGAUUGCCCUGUUAGGCAAUCACAACCCUGACAUUGCUGUCAAUGUCGCCAAAUAUUCUGGUUCUGUUGAUUCUGUUUCUUUGCCUAAAGAAAUUACUGAAAGUAGUAGCACCAAAUUGAGAGAUGAAGGCCAUCAUAUUAAUGUUGUUUUCAAUGACCGAAGUGGGGAUUUUAAUUUGAGAACCAAAGAUGUUUUCGGUAUUCAAGAACAUGGCAUUGAAAAUUUCGGGCAGCAUUCGAUUUCUAAGAAGGAAUUAGAGCCUCAUGACCAUAAUGAUCAGGCACGUGAUCUUAUUGAGAAUGAAGCUCAAUCUGAUAAGAAUUUGGUUGAGGCUGUUGAUCCAGAGAAAUAUAUAGAUCAAAGGAUUAAAUCUAAAUCUGAUUCAUGCUUAGGUAAAUACAUUUAUGUCCAUGACAUCCCUAGCAAAUUUUACAAGGACUUGCUGCAGAAAUGUGGUUCACUUAGCAAUUGGACUAAUAUGUGUGAUUUUGCAUCGAACUCUGGUCUUGGCCCCCAUCUUCCCAAUUUCGAGAGAGUCUACUCAAAUACUGGUUGGUUUUCUACAAACCAGUUCCUGUUAGAGGUCAUAUUCCACAACAGAAUGAAGCAAUACAACUGUUUGACAAAAGACUCAUCCCAAGCUUCAGCAAUCUUUGUACCUUACUAUGCCGGCCUAGACGUGGCGCGGUACCUCUGGGGUUCCAACAUGUCUAUGAGAGAUUCUGGUUCACUUGAAAUUGUCAAGUGGCUGAGAGAAAAGCCAGAGUGGAACAAAAUGUGGGGUAGAGAUCAUUUUAUGGUGGCAGGAAGAAUUACUUGGGAUUUUAGGAGAUGGACCGACACUGAUUCGGAGUGGGGUAACAAGCUCAUGCUCUUACCUGAAUCAAAGAACAUGACCAUGUUGACAAUUGAAUCAAGCCCUUGGAAUAGUAAUGAUUUUGCCAUACCAUAUCCAACAUAUUUUCACCCUUCAAAGGACAAUGAGGUGUUUCAAUGGCAGAACAGAAUGAGGAGGCAGAGAAGGCGCAUACUGUUCUCAUUUGCUGGUGGCCCCAGGCCUAAUCUUCAAAGCUCAAUCCGAAACGAAAUCAUUGACCAGUGUAGGGCUGCAAGGAGGAAAUGCAAGUUGCUAGAAUGCACUUCUGGUCCAGACAAGUGCCACAAGCCGGUGUUUGUGAUGAAAAUGUUUCAAGGUUCUGUGUUCUGCUUACAGCCUCCUGGUGAUUCUUUAACUAGGAGAUCAAUUUUCGAUUCAAUUCUGGCUGGUUGUAUUCCGGUGUUCUUUCAUCCCGGUUCAGCCUACGUCCAAUAUCUGUGGCAUUUACCAAGAGACUACAAAAAAUACUCAGUGUUUAUACCGGCAUUUGACAUAAAGAAUGGGAGAGUCAGCAUUGAGAGCAUCCUGCAAAGAAUUCCAAGACAAAAAGUUGUGGAAAUGAGAGAAGGCGUUAUAAAACUGAUACCGAAAGUGAUAUAUGCAGACCCAAGUUCUAGAUUAGAGACUCUUGAGGAUGCAUUUGAUAUUGUAAUUAAUGGGGUUCUUGAAAGAGUAGACACAAUCAGGAGGGACAUGAGAGAGGGGAAGAACACAAGUUUUGAUUAUGCCGAAAAAGUGAGCUGGAAAUACAAUCUGUUUGGGACAGUGGAGGAACAUGAAUGGGAUCUUUUCUUUGAAAGGGGUAAAAUGUAA